This is a messenger RNA of Phytophthora sojae, 603 nucleotides long. RefSeq lists its product as hypothetical. NCBI's taxonomy places the organism in Eukaryota, Oomycota, Peronosporomycetes, Peronosporales, Peronosporaceae. The record is from RefSeq and is a predicted model, not a curated record. The coding region runs from base 1 to 603 and encodes 200 amino acids. The transcript has a single exon.
AUGAACCCGAGUCUCGAUCCCCCUCCACAGUGGGCCAUUGACCUGUGGCUGCAGAUCCAGCAACGUGACCACUGGAUCCAGCAGGACUUCCACGACUACGUCCUGCAAUCGGAGCUCCGAAUGCUCCAGCGGCUUCAGCACGCGGAGCACCUGAUCCAGCAGCAGCAAGAGCAGCUUGAGCAAGUGGUGGAGCAGUCAGCACAACUCCGUCGGCAGUUUGCUCGCCUCCAAGAGCAGCAGCAAAAGACCGACGCCAUUCUUCACAACACUCGGGCCGCAGCGUAUAACGCCCGAGUCUUUCGCGACGCUGCAGUUCACGGCGGGGCGCGCAGCAUUCGCCGAUUCGUCAAGACCAAGUCAGGCCGCGGAGGGUUGCUCCCUGGCGCACCAGCUCCGCACUCCGAUAUCCCCCGACUACCCGUGGGUGAAGUUGUCCCCCAUCGAUACUUUCCCGCGAACUACACGUCGUUGAGACGGUGGAGUCACCGCAGGAUCAGUGAGCUCAGCAUUCUGUUGAACGAAGAUUUCGGGAUCGACGGCACGGACAGUUUGGAGGAGCGGCGCAUCAAGUUGCAGCAGUUUCUAGCUGGAGGAAUGGAGUAG